UGGAAGCCAGUUCCAAAAGAAUUACACUACAAGGCACACGCAGGCUGUGUUCAUACUGGCUUUGUGUGUCAUCAUACUGACUGAACUUGUAAAUGAAGCGGGACCCGCACGCAGUGGGUAAAUAAAACUGGUAAUGGUUCGGAAAAGCGCGUGGGUUUUCUUGACUCAACAUUUUUUUCUAGAGAAGGUACGUGGACUCCCAAGCCACGUGCCUCGGACCAAUAAACAGUGAGUAGUUUGCAUGAAGCUUCAGGUUUAGCAUAAAACCACAUUUGGAAGCCCGUGUGGGGAAGAAUUUAGGGGACGCGAUAGAGCGCUUAGGUUUUUAAAGAGCUUAAUUAAAUCUAUUUUCAUUUUGUAAGAAUUAUAAAAAAUAAAAUGAACAAAACCACAAUUUAGGUAACAAUUACAAAACCAUUACAGAUGAAUUCCAUUCCAAUUUUAAUUCUGGACUUUUAAUGUUCUUUUAAGAUCAAGAGUAUUUUUUCUUACAGCAGACUUCACUCAAAAUUUCAGCAUUUGGAUCAUCACCGAAGUGACUUUUUAAAUUUUUUUUUAAUUUUGCGCCUGCUGGGAAAUUGUAAUAUGGGCAAAGCAAACAUCGGGACGCUUAUCAUUUCAAUUUAUUUUGUAAAAAUGUGCGCACGUUUUUCAACAACCGCCACUGAUGAAACUUCAUUCAGCAACGGCACAGACUGGCUGAGGGACUACAGCGACAUCCAAUCGAAGUUCUCCCUGCGCACCUGUGACGGUCCAGAUGAGGACCUGUGCUACCUGGUACCUGGUCACCCGCACACCGCCCACGAGUGCCAGUUCCACGCCCACGCACGGACCUUCAUGAUAAUUCACGGCUGGACGGUAACGGGGAUGUUUGAGAGCUGGGUGUCCAUGCUGGUGCAGGCUCUGUACGAGCGGGAGCCCCACGCUAACGUGCUGGUGGUGGACUGGCUGGACCGAGCCCGUCAGCACUACCCCACCUCCGCCGCCAACACCAAGCUGGUGGGCCGCGACGUCGCCAAGUUCAUCAACUGGAUGGAGGUGGAGCUACAGUACCCCCUGGAGAUGGUGCACCUGCUGGGGUACAGUCUGGGGGCCCACGUGGCCGGCAUCGCUGGAGAUCUCUCCAAAAAAAAGGUCUACAGGAUCACAGGUCUGGACCCCGCUGGCCCGGGGUUCGAGCAUGCUGACGCGCAGAGCUCCCUCUCCCCGGAUGAUGCCGAAUUUGUGGACGUCCUGCACACGAACACGAGGGGGUCCCCCGGGCGCAGCAUCGGGAUCCAGCGGCCCGUGGGGCACGUGGACAUCUACCCCAACGGCGGGACGUCCCAGCCCGGCUGCGAUCUACAAAGCGCCAUGCUGAAGAUCGCCAUGUCCGGCAUCCAGAAUGUGAAUCAGUUAAUGAAGUGUUCCCAUGAGCGCUCAGUGCUCCUGUUUGUCGACUCGCUGCUGAACUCCGAGCAGCAGAGCACGGCGUUCCUCUGCAGCUCCAGGGAGACCUUCAGCCGCGGCCUGUGUCUCAGCUGCCGUGGCAACCGCUGCGCCAAGCUGGGCUACGGCGCCCGGCCGGUCCGCACCCGCCGGAGCCUCACCAUGUACCUGCACACCCGCGGGGUCAUGCCCUACAAAGUUUUUCACUUCCAGGUGAAAGUACAUUUCUUCAGCCAGGACGAUGUGACCUUCAGGGACCAGCCACUGAAGGUGUCUCUCUUCGGGACUCUGGGAGAGAAGGAAGGCAUUAGCCUCAUCCUGCCCACCAUGCAGGGGAACAGCACGGCGUCCUUCCUGGUGACGUCGGACGUGGAGGUGGGGGAGCUGCUGCGGGUGGAGCUGCAGUGGGUGAAGGACUACGUCUUCAAGUUCUGGGAGCACCCCGGGCUGAGCCCAUUCUACGCCCGCCGGCUACGCGUCAAAGCUGGGGAGACACAGGCCAGGGUGGUGUUCGGGGCCAAAGAUGGGGAGUUUGUCUUCCUCUCCAGAGGAGGGGGCUACGUCACCUUCAUCAGAUCCAAAGAGGACCCAGCCAGCCUGAAACAGGAGAGGCUGCACAGGCUGAAGAUGAUUGGCAGCUCGUUCAAGCAGAGCGCAGAGUAAUUCUGGCCCCGCCCCGGAUCCUGGGAAUCAGAAACGGAGAGUGCUCAUUGGCUGAGACCCGGUUACCGUUGAAGGGGCAGGGAUU
This is a messenger RNA of Anguilla rostrata (American eel), 2176 nucleotides long. RefSeq names its product lipoprotein lipase-like. Gene Ontology annotation, molecular function: lipoprotein lipase activity; apolipoprotein binding. The coding region runs from base 586 to 2091 and encodes 501 amino acids. The record is from RefSeq and is a predicted model, not a curated record. NCBI's taxonomy places the organism in Eukaryota, Metazoa, Chordata, Actinopteri, Anguilliformes, Anguillidae. Gene Ontology annotation, biological process: fatty acid biosynthetic process; very-low-density lipoprotein particle remodeling; triglyceride catabolic process. The transcript is spliced from 10 exons.